Messenger RNA from Nycticebus coucang (slow loris), 6987 nucleotides. RefSeq names its product FERM domain containing 4A (gene FRMD4A). Lineage: Eukaryota; Metazoa; Chordata; Mammalia; Primates; Lorisidae. The transcript is spliced from 23 exons. The record is from RefSeq and is a predicted model, not a curated record. Gene Ontology annotation, cellular component: bicellular tight junction; adherens junction; cytoskeleton. The coding region runs from base 585 to 3824 and encodes 1079 amino acids. Gene Ontology annotation, biological process: establishment of epithelial cell polarity.
AUUUCUCCAGUGCUGGUACAAAAUUGGACUCUGCUUCGCCAUGUGGAAAGUCUAGGGUUCUCCCAAGUUUUAAAGAGUUAAGAAAAUACAUAGAAUGUCUUGGGAAUGUUGGCGGUGGAGGCUGCCGCUCAGUCCUCUCUGCUUGCUCACCCCAGAGGGGAUCCUGGCACCGGGACAGCUCAGAAUGUCUCUGACUUUGCUCUCCUGCCCGAAUUCUGUCCUGACCUGCCCCCAGGGCCGCCUCGGCCCAUACGCCAGUCCACCGAGAGUUGGGAAUGUGCUGUUAUCUUCACAGUGAGGUUUAUUUUCACCUUAGCCUUGGUGAGUCUCCAGAGACCUGGAGAAAACACUUGGAUACAGGAGCCUUUUAGUAAUCCUCGAGGGAAAAGUCGCUGAAAGUUAGCGAGGGUGGUGGCGAGGGUAGGUAAGGCGGGCAGAGCCAAAGGAAACAGAGUUAUUUUGACUGCAUUUUUUUCCUGGCCUGUUUAAAUCUUCCUGACAUUGGAACUGUGUGUCACUAAAAGGACACAGCCCUGGGUGUGGGGCCUGAGACCAGAGGGGCGCUGGCAGGGCCUGGAGCUGGCAUGGCCACCGGGCUGCUUGGCUUUGAGGAUCUGCCAUGGAGCUGGGACCUGUCCUGCCGGUCACUGAGGGCCUGCCGAGGUGGGGACCUUCGGGUCCCACAGCUGAUGUUGAAACCAUGCUGCAUCUCCAGGGCCGUCUACCAGAUGACGGAGGGCCGUCGAUGUCAAGUACAUCUUCUUGAUGACAGGAAGCUGGAACUCCUAGUGCAGCCCAAGCUUUUGGCCAAGGAGCUUCUGGACCUUGUGGCCUCUCACUUCAAUCUGAAGGAGAAGGAAUACUUUGGGAUCGCGUUCACAGAUGAGACGGGGCACUUAAACUGGCUUCAACUAGAUCGAAGAGUUUUAGAACAUGACUUCCCGAAAAAGUCAGGACCCGUGGUGUUGUACUUUUGCGUCAGGUUCUACAUAGAAAGCAUUUCCUACUUGAAGGAUAACGCCACCAUCGAGCUCUUCUUCCUGAAUGCUAAGUCCUGCAUCUAUAAGGAGCUUAUUGACGUUGACAGUGAAGUGGUGUUCGAGUUAGCCUCCUAUAUUUUACAGGAGGCCAAGGGAGAUUUUUCUAGUAACGAAGUGGUACGGAGCGACUUGAAGAAGCUGCCCGCCCUGCCCACCCAAGCCCUGAAGGAGCACCCUUCCCUGGCCUACUGUGAAGACAGGGUGAUUGAGCACUACAAGAAACUAAACGGCCAGACCAGAGGUCAAGCGAUCGUGAACUACAUGAGCAUCGUGGAGUCCCUCCCGACCUAUGGGGUUCACUACUAUGCAGUGAAGGACAAGCAGGGUAUCCCAUGGUGGCUGGGCCUGAGCUACAAGGGAAUCUUCCAGUAUGACUACCAUGACAAGGUGAAGCCCAGGAAGAUAUUCCAGUGGAGACAGUUGGAAAACCUGUAUUUCAGAGAGAAGAAGUUUUCCGUGGAAGUUCAUGACCCACGAAGGGCAUCCGUGACCAGGAGGACAUUUGGGCACAGCGGCAUCGCGGUGCACACGUGGUAUGCGUGUCCGGCGUUGAUCAAGUCUAUCUGGGCUAUGGCCAUCAGCCAGCACCAGUUCUACCUGGACAGGAAGCAGAGCAAGUCCAAGAUCCAUGCAGCACGAAGUCUGAGUGAGAUUGCCAUCGACCUGACCGAGACGGGGACACUGAAGACCUCGAAGCUGGCCAACAUGGGCAGCAAAGGGAAGAUCAUCAGUGGCAGCAGUGGCAGCCUGCUGUCCUCAGGUUCUCAGGAAUCAGAUAGCUCUCAGUCGGCCAAGAAGGACAUGCUGGCUGCCUUGAGAUCCAGGCAGGAAGCUCUGGAGGAAACACUGCGGCAGAGGCUGGAGGAGCUGAAGAAACUCUGUCUCCGGGAAGCUGAGCUCACCGGCAAACUGCCAGUUGAAUAUCCCCUGGAUCCGGGGGAGGAACCGCCCGUUGUUCGGAGGAGAAUAGGCACAGCCUUCAAGCUGGACGAACAGAAGAUCCUGCCCAAAGGAGAGGAAGCCGAGCUGGAGCGCCUGGAACGGGAGUUUGCCAUUCAGUCCCAGAUUACUGAGGCUGCCCGCCGCCUCGCCAGUGACCCCAAUGUCAGCAAAAAACUGAAGAAACAAAGGAAAACCUCUUAUCUGAAUGCACUGAAGAAGCUGCAGGAGAUUGAAAAUGCAAUCAACGAGAACCGCAUCAAGUCCGGGAAGAGACCCACCCAGAGGGCCUCGCUGAUCAUAGACGAUGGAAAUAUUGCCAGUGAAGAUAGCUCCCUUUCAGACGCCCUUGUUCUUGAGGAUGAAGACUCUCAGGUUACCAGCACAAUAUCCCCCUUACAUUCUCCUCACAAGGGACUUCCUCCUCGGCCACCAUCGCACAACAGGCCACCUCCUCCCCAGUCCCUGGAGGGCCUCAGGCAGAUGCACUAUCACCGUAGCGACUAUGACAAGUCCCCCAUAAAGCCCAAGAUGUGGAGUGAGUCCUCUUUGGAUGAGCCCUAUGAGAAGGUCAAGAAACGCUCCUCCCAUGGCCAUUCCAGCAGCCACAAGCGCUUCCCCAGCACGGGCAGCUGCGCCGAAGCAGGAGGGGGAAGCAGCUCCUUGCAGAACAGCCCCAUCCACAGCCUCCCUCACUGGAACUCCCAGUCCAGCAUGCCAUCCACACCAGACCUGCGGGUCCGGAGUCCCCACUAUGUCCAUUCCACAAGGUCAGUGGACAUCAGCCCCACGCGACUGCACAGCCUCGCACUGCACUUUAGACAUCGGAGCUCCAGCCUGGAGUCCCAGGGCAAGCUCCUGGGCUCGGAGAACGACACCGGGAGCCCCGACUUCUACACCCCGAGGACUCGUAGCAGCAACGGCUCAGACCCCAUGGACGACUGCUCGUCGUGCACCAGCCACUCGAGCUCGGAGCACUACUACCCGGCACAGAUGAACGCCAACUACUCGACACUGGCCGAGGACUCGCCGUCCAAGGCGCGCCAGCGGCAGCGGGCACGGGCGCGGGCGGCAGGCGCGCUGGGCGCGGGCAGCUCAGGCAGCAUGCCCAACCUGGCUGCGCGCGGCGGCGUGGGGGCCGCGGGCGGCGGCGUGUACCUGCACAGCCAGAGCCAGCCCAGUUCGCAAUACCGCAUCAAGGAGUACCCGCUGUACAUCGAGGGCAGCGCCACGCCCGUGGUGGUGCGCAGCCUGGAGAGCGACCAGGAGGGCCACUACAGCGUCAAGGCGCAGUUCAAGACAUCCAACUCCUACACGGCCGGCGGCCUGUUCAAGGAGAGCUGGCGAGGCGGCUGCGACGAGGGCGAUGCGGGCCGCCUGACGCCGUCGCGCUCACAGAUCCUGCGGACUCCUUCGCUGGGCCGCGAGGGCGCCCACGACAAGGGCGCGGGCCGCACCGCCGUCUCGGACGAGCUACGCCAGUGGUACCAGCGCUCCACUGCCUCGCACAAGGAGCACAGCCGCCUGUCGCACACCAGCUCCACCUCCUCCGACAGCGGCUCGCAGUACAGCACCUCCUCCCAGAGCACCUUCGUGGCGCACAGCAGGGUCACCAGGAUGCCCCAGAUGUGCAAGGCCACGUCAGCUGCCUUACCUCAAAGCCAGAGAAGCUCAACGCCGUCGAGUGAAGUUGGAGCCACGCCCCCAAGCAGUCCCCACCACAUCCUAACCUGGCAGACUGGGAGCUACAAUGACAGCUGUUUCCUGGAUUCCUCCCUCUAUCCAGAACUAGCUGAUGUCCAGUGGUACGGGCAGGAAAAAGCCAAGCCCGGGACCCUCGUGUGAGCCAGCCCGGCCUGAUCUGACCGCCUCAACGCCAUUCUGAGAUCACCUCACUGCCUCUCAUUUGCCUUACCCAGACACACUGUCACCCUGCACCAGCUUUGGCCCUCAGCACUUUUCUUCUCCUGUCUCCGCAUUCCCUCACCCUUGAAAACCUGACUGAGGAGACAUUCUGGAAGGUUCCGGUCCCACUGUGUGUCCCCUGGCUCUCUUGCCCGCAGAGGGCCAGACACCAAUCCUCAAUGGCACCUUGGUAGCUUCCCCUGCCAUGACAGCCCCCAGGCCAGGAACCAUCAGGGAGGCCGGCCAGCAUCAAAUUCCUGUAGACAAGCAGCAGCACUGGAAGACAGGACGGGGGCGGAGGACAGGGUGAUUUGGAAGGACUGCCACCUGUAGGCCAACCAAGCACUUCGUGGAGAGGACACCUGGUGGGAUAUUCAGCUCCUACCUGAAAUAUUCCUUAGAGAGACGGCUGGGGGUGGGUGGGAAGGGGAAGAUGAAAAGGAAGCACCACACUGCAGACUGCAUCAGAGGACCACAAUCAGUUCUAUGCUGCCAAAGAUUAAACAAAAAAUAAUAAAAACACGAGAGGGGCCAAGAGGAAGACAUUCUUUCUGCAAGGAAACUUCCUCUACAUUCUAAACUGCUACUACACACAAGUGAAAGUCAACCAUCUCUAAUCUGGCGUCCUGGCUCUCCUCCUCCCUUAAUGGUCCACAUCUCUGUGGACAGCCUGAAAUACUAACCCAGUGUGAAGGUGAAGACGAGGGAGUCUUGGCUGGCACAGCUGAUGCAGACUCUCCAUCAGUCUGGACACCAAGGAAGAGACACCCCCAGGGAGUAGCAGAAUGUACGAUUAGCCCUGGUCUACGCAGGUGGUUCAGCCCAAGACUCAACUGCUGCUUUCCUUUUGGGAUCUGUUGUAAACGUAAGGUGAUAAUUGCCAAAAGUGGUUCUCUCAUUAAAACAAACAGUAAAAGUGUAUCCUAUUUUUUUGCACAAGGUGUUUCAUUUUCUUUUUUAUGGGAAACCAAGGGAAAAGCACAUUGCAAUCCAUUCAAGCGUUUUAACUGUCGUGGCUCAUUUUAUGUUUGUCAGCACUUGUGUGACAAAGAGCUCAGAUCCGACUUCUAUGUGUCACUUAUUCUAAGACCCCAACUAUGCCCUUAGGUAGAAAAGAUUUGACUCAUGUGUCUACUAGCCAACAGGCAGAGCAGGGUUAAAAAAAAAAAAAAAUCCGCUCCCGAAGGGCCCAUGUACCUACAACAUUGUCAGUUACUCUGAUGCACCACGUUUGUGUGCAGAUACCAAAAGAGGAAGAAAGAAGGAAGUAAAAUAACAUGUGUGGGAGCUGCACGUUUACAUGUGUGUGAAGCUAUGCUUCAAUCUUCAAAGGUCUCAAAGCCAUCAAUCUUCAAAGGUCUCAAAAAUACUUUUAUAAUAACAAGUGCACAAUCUUAGUUGGGUUGUUCAAGAUGGCACAAAAAGGUCUACACGGAGGUGGUAAGCUGUGCUUGUUGGUGCAAGUGGGGGGGCGAGGGUUUUUUUCUCACUUGUGAUGACUUCCUAUUGGAAAGGCAUUUGACAGCCAGGGACAGGAGCCAGGGUGGGGGUAGUUUUGUGGGAAAGCAGAACUGAAAUUAGUUUUAGCGUAAGAAAAUUCUUUGUUUUUCAUGUGUGUGUAAUCCAAGAAUAACAAUAGACGUACCAGACCAGGCGGGUAAGACUGGAUACUAGAACAAAGCAAUUACUCACGGUGUUCCCUCUGCGGCAGCCUGGAAUGUGCUGGGAGCCGAGUCAGGGUGUGCACAGCAGGCAGGGACCAGGUGGGCCACGGCCUCCUCCACUGGCCUCUGUGAACAACUCACGGCCUGCUUUCUGCAGCUCCCAGCACUGCUGGUGAUCCCAGCUUGUGUGGAAGAGGAUUACGAUUCCCAGAACACAGUUAGGGUAUACCUGCAGGAUACACAGAAACUGAUUAUGACAUUACUAAGUGAUUCUGGGGAUGGAUUGGGGGAUUUUUUUUGUUGCUCUUAUUUUGACAGUCAGAGCUAGAGUUUUUUUUUUUUUCCUUCCCUAUUUGGAAAUAUUAUACAUUGGGCCAUUUUUCUUUCUCCCAAAUCAGAAGAUACGUGAAUAAUCAGACUGGACUAUGUGCAACAGGAAAAAUCAUAAAAGAAAUAGAGAAGAUGUUGAGGUCACAUUGUCACAAGUUAUACAACGUGGAUAGUAGUUUGAAGCCAGUCUGAAGUAAAUCAGAUCAAGCCCACCUGAGUUACAAGGAAUGAGAGGCAAAAGUUCUUCCUUUGUGAAAACUUGGGUUAUGUUUUAGAAUCAGGGGAGCAGGAAAUGGAAUAGGAGCAGGAAUACAGUUCUAACAAACAUCAUGAUAGUCUGGUAGUAAAGACAGAGAUUAAGUAAAACAGGUUUUACUGUUUAGCUGUGUUCAGUUAAUACAAAAAAAUGUACAUACAUUGUUAGUCCUUUGAGACUGACAUGAUUAAUGAUCAGUGUGCUGGGAAACGAUGUAGUUAUUGUAUACAAGCACUUGCAAACUCUUUAUAUAGCCCUAUUUCUUUAAAACAAAAUAAGAUGAAAUAUGAAGCCCCUGGUCUGAUACAAAGUCCCUAUUGGAUUCUUUGGAUGCAUAUGAGAAAUCACCUGUUUAAGCCAGAGGACUGGUAAAAACACAAACAUCAGACUAUGUUGUGAGCCAGGUUGAUUUUUUUUUAAUUUUAUUAUAUGCAGAUGAGUGUUAAAACUAUUAAAAAUUCCUAUUUGUUUUCAUUAUUAGUUCAAAAUAUAGCAAACCCCAUCCAGGUGCUAUCAGAUGACCAAUUACUGCUUAGUUAACUAGGUGUAAAGUUUUACAUAUACAUUAACGUCAAUAGUUUAUUACAAGUUGUGUAAAAUGGACUCUAGUUUAACAAUGGGGGGGGGAAGAUUAGGUUGCUCCUGAAACUGACUGUAGAGCAUGUAAAAUGAUUUUACUGGAUUCUGUUCAACUGUAAUCAAUGAAAAAGAUGUAUGUUGUAGACAAAGUUGCAGAAUUAAAAAAGAAAUCUGCUUUUAAUUUAUUCUUUUUGUAUUAAGAAUUUGUAUAGUACUUUACAUUUUGCAGAACAGUGUUGUCAACACUUAUUAAAGCAUUUUCAAAAUGAAAAGA